GCGCAUGUCCUUUCCUUUCUUUAGAAAAGACAACCACUUCGAUUUCUACAUGUAGGCUAGUUGAAAAAGAAAACCGUGGCAAAAUGAAAUCCAUUGAUCUAAUUCACGGUCACACAACCAUGUUGCAGUCCAUUGGUGUUCACAGUAGGAAAGUUUUGGGCCCUUUGGGGGUGGCUUUGGCUGUCAUUGGUGAAAGAGGGAAAAGGUUUGAAAGAGAUGGAACAUAG
This is a messenger RNA of Ilex paraguariensis (yerba mate), 227 nucleotides long. The record is from the annotation of a GenBank genome assembly. NCBI's taxonomy places the organism in Eukaryota, Viridiplantae, Streptophyta, Magnoliopsida, Aquifoliales, Aquifoliaceae.